Molecule: messenger RNA, 538 nt
Organism: Saprolegnia diclina VS20
Lineage: Eukaryota; Oomycota; Saprolegniomycetes; Saprolegniales; Saprolegniaceae
Exons: 2
Coding region: 21-407 (128 amino acids)
Biological process (GO): transcription-coupled nucleotide-excision repair; maintenance of transcriptional fidelity during transcription elongation by RNA polymerase II; transcription initiation at RNA polymerase II promoter
Cellular component (GO): RNA polymerase II, core complex
Molecular function (GO): DNA-directed RNA polymerase activity
Source: RefSeq, a predicted model, not a curated record
UUUGGACGGUCGUAGCAAGCAUGUCGACCGCGGGGAUGCGCUUCUGCAAGGAAUGCAACAACAUGUUGUACCCUAGCCAAGACCGCGAGCUCAAGCGGCUCACGUUCACGUGCCGCAACUGCGGGCACAACGAAGAGGUGCCCGAGUCGUGCAUCUACGCCAACGAGCUCGUCAAGGACUCGCGCGUCCAGCUCGAUGUGCUGCCGGAAGACAUCAUUGACGAUCCGACCCUCCAGCGCGACUACGACGUUGCGUGCCCCGAGUGCGGCGGCCAAGGCGCGGCGUUUAUCCGAUCGCAUGACGGCGUGAAGCAGUCGACGCUGGCGCUCAUUUGGAUUUGCCUCAACCGCGACUGCCAGCUCGACGAGCAUGGCAACCGACUGCCCACGCACCGAUGGAUGGAUUAGUACGUAUCGUCUUGCAACACGAGUUUGUCCUUUCCUCCCCCUGUCCUUGUUCAUACCGCGAUGGUGUGAAUACCACACGAAGACGACUACAAUAAACUGUGAAUGGUAGCAACGACUCCAUGCACACUCUA